AUGUCAUUGAAGACGAUUCUUAUAACGUAUCUCAUUGGUGGGCUGACUCUGCCACCGCUGGCUAUUGCGCUAGCGCUAUAUCUGGCGUGGCGGUUAGCGCCUGAGUACACAGAAGCCGGUGAUGACGUUGAUCUCUCUGACAUUGACAGCAAAGUGGAUCCUUCGUUGAGCUUGACGGCGAUUGAAGACGAGGCAAGCACCGGCGUGAAGGCGUAUAAGGCUGGUUGGAUCACCGUUACAAGGGAGUACCACACGGUAGUGAACAAUGCUUCAGACAAACAGAUUGACUCCAAGGAUAACUCGUCCAAAAGCGCCUACACGGCUCUGUACAAGUUGGUGAAGAAGUCGAAAAAUGACAAGGAUGAGGACCAACCACCCACUCAAAGCGCAUCCUCAACAACUACAAACAGCUCAACGCCUGUGGCAAAGAAGUCUGUAAUGAAGAAGAAUAGGUUUUUUGGUGUGUUGAGACACGGGAACUUGUUUUUAUACAAGAAUGAAGACCAAAAAGAUGUUCAACACGUUAUCGUGCUUGCAAACAAUAUUGUCACGAUAUGGCCAAGAGGCUUGCCUGAUGGUCAAUUGUUUACUAAAAGAUCGGCAAUUUGUAUUCUGAAACCAACUCUACGGCGUCAAUCUGAUUUACCACCAAAGUCAUCCGCGGCGUCACUCAAUGAAGCCGCAAUGGAAUCAAACAAGUCGUCAACCAUUGAUAUCUUGGAGAAUGGUUCCUUGCCCAAUAAGAAAACCGGAUUCUUCAUCUAUUGCGAUACAAAUUUCCAAAAGGAAGAUUGGUACUUUGAGUUGAUUAAAGCGACAAAGAAAGAUUCACAGGCACCAGCUUUACCCUCAGAGCUUGAUCAGUAUAACCCUUCCAUUUAUGCCAAUACGUUGCACUUCAAAACAGCAGAUAUGAUGUCAUUGAUUCAAACUUUACAUUCAUCUGAGGGCCAACUGCAUACAAGAUGGUUGAAUGCGAUAAUUGGAAGAUUACAUUUAGCGUUGAAAGAUACGGAUGUGUUUGAGAAGUAUGUCGAAGCCAAAUUACUCAAAAAACUUUCCAAGAUCAACAGACCUGAUUUCUUGGAUGAGUUUCAAGUGAAGAAAAUUGAGAUUGGCGAUUCUGCUCCAUUCAUCAGUUUUCCAAAAUUGCAAUCUCUAAACCCAGAUGGUUCUUUAAGGGUAUCUUGUAAAUUUACAUACACAGGUAAGAUGUCUCUUAAAAUUGCAACAAAGGCGAAUAUUCCAAAUUUUUCCACUUUCCAAAAAAGAGAUUUGAAUAUCCUCCUUGCUGUUACAAUUAACCGAAUCGAUGGGCCUUUUGUUAUUUGCAUGAAACCACCCCCUUCCAGCAGACUUUGGUACACUUUUGAAUCACAACCAGAUAUCGAUUUGACUAUUGAGCCGGUUGUUUCACAACGUCAAUUAACAUACGGUCUUGUCACAAACGCCAUCGAAAAGAAGUUCAAAGAUGCUAUAAGAGAGUCAUUAGUAGAGCCAUUUUGGGAUGACAUUUCUAUUUUCAACACUUCCGAUGAGUUUUAUAGAGGCGGUAUAUGGAACCAAGAGGGAAGACCAACUAAAACCACACCUGAGAAUGACAAUGACGGUGGUGAUGAUGAGGAUGUUGAAAGCAUGAGGGGUGACUCCGAACAAGAGGGCCUAACAUCUGUAACUGAGGCCAACUUCAACUCGAAUAAUGCCCUAUCUAAAGACUAUUCCCCAAAUGAAGAUCAUUCCUUGAGAUCAAGAUCCAGUCAAAACUUUAGCAAACGAUCCACUCUCAAUACAAUCCAUGAUUUGAAGAGCCGGAAAUCUGAGGCUUCUAUUGGAACUUCACACGAACAAUUCCUUGCAGAUGAAACGUCUGCUGGUAAAAAGGUUAUAUCUAACGGUAUGAAGAAGAUUGGCAAAUGGUACAGUGAAAAAAGCCGCGGUUCUUCUAGCAAUGUGUCAAAGAAUUCAAAGGAUUAUACCCCUCCAGAGAUGAUUUCCAGAAGACGAGCCCCAUCUAGUGGUGAUAAUCAACCAUCAAGAAAGACGAGUUUGACUGAUAUCAAAUCAGCAGGGCAA
Williopsis jadinii is the source of this 2073-nucleotide messenger RNA. RefSeq names its product Nvj2p (gene NVJ2). Gene Ontology annotation, cellular component: ERMES complex; endoplasmic reticulum. The annotation marks the transcript as partial. The record is from RefSeq and is a predicted model, not a curated record. Gene Ontology annotation, biological process: phospholipid transport. Gene Ontology annotation, molecular function: lipid binding. NCBI's taxonomy places the organism in Eukaryota, Fungi, Ascomycota, Saccharomycetes, Phaffomycetales, Wickerhamomycetaceae. The transcript is spliced from 2 exons.